UUUCUGAGCUCAGGAAAGUGAACCUUACCCUGCUCCACUGCCCGGAGGGAGCCAUGGCUGCAGACAACCCCGCAGAAAGUCUCCAGGAGGAAGCGACAUGUCCCGUCUGUCUGGAGUAUUUCACAGACCCUGUCACUCUGGAGUGUGGGCACAAUUUCUGCCAAGCCUGCAUCGCCCAGUGGUGGGAGGGACCCGACACAGCCGCCUCCUGCCCUCAGUGCAGAGAAACUGCGCAACAGAGAAACCUCAGGCCCAACAGGCAGCUGGGAAACAUGGUAGAAAUCGCCAAGCGGCUGAGUUUCCAGGCAGCGAAGGGAGCAGGAGGGAGCGGGGUGUGUGGGGAACACCAGGAGACUCUGAAACUGUUCUGUGAAGAGGAUCAAACCCCCAUCUGUGUGAUUUGCCAUCUGUCCUGGGCUCACAGAGCUCACAGGGUGGUUCCCAUAGAGGAGGCUGCCCAGGAGUACAAGGUGAAACUCCAGGGAGCCCUGGGCCCUCUGAGGAAGGAGCUGGAAGAGGCCCUGGCUCUGAUGUCGAAAGAGGAGGAGAAAACCACAGAGUGGCAGGGGAAUGUGAAGAAUAAGAGAGAGAUGAUUGCAGGUGAAUUUAACAAACUGCACGCACUGCUGAGAGAGGAGGAGGGGAUGCUUCUGUACAGCCUGGCGGGGGAGGAGAGGGAGACUCUGCAGAGACUGCAGGAAAAUGUCACCAAACUCUCCCGGCAAAGCUUCUCUCUGCAGCAGCUGAUCACAGAGAUAGAGGAGAAAUGUCAACAACCGGUUGCGGAGCUGCUGAAGGAUGUGAAAAGCACAUUGAGCAGGACCGAGAAUGUGAAACUCCAGGAACCAGAAGCUGUUUCUACUGACCUGAAGAACGUGUAUAAGAUUUCCCUUGACAUGAGGGAAGCGCUGAAGAGAUAUGGAGUGGACCUGACUCUGGAUCCAGACACGGCAAAUCCCUGGCUCGUCCUGUCUGAGGAUCAGAAACGUGUGAGACACGGAGACACAUGCCAGGAUCUGCCCGACAACCGUGAGAGAUUUGAUCCUUGUGCCUGUGUCCUGGGCGCUGACAUGGUCGCGGGCGGGAGGUGUUACUGGGAGGUGGGGGUGGAAGACAAGACUGAGUGGGACCUGGGGAUUUGCAGCCAAUCUGUGUGCAGGAAGGGGGAGGUCAUACUCACACCUGAGCAUGGAUACUGGGUCCUGCGGCUGGAGGACGGGAAAUACGAGGCCUUCACCUCCCCCUCGACCCCCAUCCCCGUGAGCGUCCGGCCCGGCCGGGUGGGGAUUUUCCUGGACUAUGCGGCGGGCAAGGUCUCGUUUUACAAUGUGACUGACAGGUCCCAUCUCUUCACGUUCACUGGCACCUUCUUAGAGAUGCUCCGCCCUUAUUUCCAUCCUGGUUCCACAGUGGGGGUACAAACACGGCUCCCCUGAUCAUCUGCCCGGUCCUGGCUCCAGCCGGGGGGAAUCUCGGUCCCUGAGCCCGCGGCUCAGACUGGCCCCCCCAGCACUGCUGCUCCUCUGUGGUGGGGGCCGGUUACUGCAGCUACUGGAGUUUUUGUGCUGCCCAAACGCUGCCAGUUUCCCUUUUCCACUGGAGGGUCCAGUGAAAAACCAGACACCUGGCAACCCCCAGCCCUCACCUUGCCCCGUCCCCUGCCCCAGGGGUAGCAGAUGGUGAGCGAUGGGGUCAUUCACUCCUGCCAGAAUUUUCUACCCCUGUGAAAUCUCAAUGUAAAAUGGGAAGGACAAAAGAUUAUUCUAAUUUAGAAAAUAUUAUCGUAACAAGGUGUAAAUACAAGUAUAUUUCAAUUUACAUUUCAACAGUAUUUCAGAAACAAGCAACUAAACAUAUUUUUAGAAAUGGAAUUAUUUACAUUUAUCUUUUGAUUCUUCCCUCAAAUCUAUAUUGAAGUUUAACUUCUCUAAAUAAUGUCAUUUGUAUCUCAACAGUGGAAUUUCAAGAAAUCCAAAAUAUUUGUCUUCACAAAAUAAACUAUUAAAUUAUCAGACAGGGUUGUUCAAUUACAAUGUACGUGUGUCAUAAACAUCACAACUACACACAUGAGCAGCUGCUCUCUCUCUCUCUCCCCCCCUCUUUAUUGUCUUGACUGGUUCUCUCGGGAAGGCAGGGCACAUACACCCACCUCCUGCACUACUCCUUUGAAAAUUAAUAGCUUAAAAAUGAUAGAAUUAAUUAAGCAAUAUAUUUAAAUUAACUCAUACAAGAUUAUAUAAUAUUCUUUGAAGUUCUGUCAGCAUUAAUUCACUUUCUAGCUGCAUAUAAUCGGUAAUCAAGAUAUGACCCUUCCUUGCUUUUCCUCACAAAACAUGGUCCCCAACCUCAAAUGCUGUAUUCUUAGAUACCAGGGGUCGGCAACCGUUCAGAAGCGGUGUGUCGAGUCUUCAUUUAGUCACUCUAAUGUAAGGUUUUGAGUGCCAGUCAUACAUUUUAACGUUUUUAGGAGGUCUCUUUCUAUAAGUCAAUAAUAUAUAACUAAACUAUUGUUGUAUGUAAAGUAAAUAAGGUUUUUAAAAUGUUUAAGAAGCUUCAUUUACAAUUAAAUUAAAAUGCAGAGCCCCCCAGACCGGUGGCCAGGACCCGGGCAGUGUGAGUACCACUGAAAAUCAGCUCGCAUGCCGCCUUUGGCACACAUGCCAUAGGUUGCCUACCCCUGCGAAAUACAAAAACGUCUUCUAUAAUCUCAUUUUUGUGGUUUAUUUUUCUUUAGAAAUAUUAUUUGCAGGGAAUGUACUGUCAGUGUCCACUGUUGAUUUCAGAGUACUGCCAGGCUUUCCAUGUUCUUGGUUCUAAGGACACAACAAAUGCAGUUUGAGAAAGAAAUAGAGAAGGGGUUGUAUUCCUUUACUGAAUCAUCACAAAUUAACUUAAUUGUAGUAAAGAUGCUGGCGCUUAAUGACACAUAACAUGAAAUUUGGUGAAGUUUUAUUGGAAGACCUUUCUUCUCGGCCAUAAAUCAGUCGAAAGGGUGCUAUUUUUGUUGUCAUGUGAGGUUUAGAGUACAAAGAAAAGAAAGUUGCUCCAGGAAAUUCAUCACAAUUCCUCUGGGUUCUGUCCACCACCUUCUGGAAUGCUCUGUAAAAAUAGUGACCGAUUGGUCCAAUUCCUUGAUGUUAGCGAUUGAACCUAAUAUCUUGAAGAGCUGGCUGAGCAGAGUGUGAUGGGAGGCACAUCACAUGGCAUUGCUAGGACUACUUUUUGUUUUAAACGUGAUGUGUUAUGAACAUUUUCAAUGUAAUCAUUCAGUUUUGAAGAUUUAUUCACAGUAUGCCAUCCAUGGCAGAGUGCCCUAAAUUUACGUUGAUUAUUUGAAAAUAAAUACCCUAACAUUA
Chelonia mydas (Green sea turtle) is the source of this 3356-nucleotide messenger RNA. RefSeq names its product E3 ubiquitin-protein ligase TRIM39. NCBI's taxonomy places the organism in Eukaryota, Metazoa, Chordata, Testudines, Cheloniidae. Gene Ontology annotation, molecular function: protein binding; zinc ion binding. The record is from RefSeq and is a predicted model, not a curated record.